CCCAGGGCUUCCUUCCCCCUGUCUCCUCAUCACUCACACUUUCACUCGUUCUUCUCAUUCUUCAUUCUUCUUCAUUCUUCUUCAUUCUUCUCAUCCUUCCAUUGUAAAUAAUAUCAAUAACAAUGUCCACUCAACAUUUGAAGGCCUUCCUUGCUUGGGCUGACGAGAACGCCAUCACCUGGGACAAGGACGCCAUCGAGAUCCGCGAGGGCAACCACGGUCUUGGCGUCUAUGCCAAAAAGGACCUCGACGCCGGAUACGAGGUGAUCCAGGUACCCAAGGCCGCUGUCCUGUCGAUCGAGAAUACCGCCAUUGCGGAGCAACUCGAGGAGGAAGAUAUCGAAGGCUACGUCGGACUGACCCUCGCCAGCAUGUACGAGCUCUCCCGGGGCGAUGCUUCCCCUUGGUCUGCGUACCUCACCCUAAUUGACAGCCGUCGUCCUCAUAUGGCCAGCGACCUUUCCGAGGAUGCUCGCGAGCUCAUGAAGAAGUCCGAGGUCUAUGGAGAUAUCGAGACUGACCUUAAGGACAUGCGCGAAGACUAUGACACGGUCGUUGUCCCCUUCCUGGAAAAGCACCCCGAGAUCUUCACGGAGGAGAUCAAGGCAAAAUUCUUCUCGUUCGAGGACUUUAAGGCCAUGACCUCCCAGAUCUCAUCCCGCGCCAUGGAUGUCGAUAACUACCACGUCUCUGCUCUUGUUCCCUUUGCUGACUUUGUCAAUCAUGCUGAUGAACCCAACUCAGACUAUUUGACCCAUGAGGACGUGUGCGAGAUCUGUGGUGCCCUCAGCUGCGAGCACUUGGAUGAGCUCGACGAGGAUGAGGACGAUGAGGACGAAGAGGCCCCCGAGUUAACUGCCGAGGAGGCGGCCGAGCCCAAGAAGAAGCGUGCUGUUGCCAAGGGAGUUACAGCCGAUGCCGAGGACGACGAGGAGACAGAGACUGACGAUGACGAAGAUGCUGAUUGGGAGGAUGAGGACAUCGACGACACUUGCGACAUUAUCUUGGACGAGGAUGUCAAGAAGGGAGAGGAGAUCACUCGUCACUAUGGCCCCUUCCCUAACAAAAUCUUCCUGUCCAAGUAUGGCUUCGCUGAAAUUAACAAUCCCAAUGAUACCGUGACGGUCCAGCUCGAUAUGGUCAAGAAGGCCGCGGAGGGCAUCCUCGGCGAUGCUGCUCUUGUCGAGGAGCGUGUCAAGUGGUUCUUGGAGACUGAGGAUGUGUUUAUCGGAGAGGAUGACGACGAUGAUCAGGAGGAGGCCUGCUGCGGCGAGGACCAUGAUCACGACCACGACCACGAUCACGGUCACUCUCAUGCUCACAAGCACGAGAAGAAGCAAGAGACCAAGCAGGACAAGGAGGAUGACGAGGAUGAUGAGGACGACGAGGACAACGAGGAUGACGAGGACUUCCCCCGCGACAUUAUGUAUAUGAUGCAUGAUGGUUCGGUCGACGAUCGUCUGCUUAUGCUCCUCAACGUCAUCUUUAUGGAGAAGGAGCAGUUUGACAAGGUUCAGGGAAGCAUGGAAGUUGCGACCGAGUACUUUAAUGACAUUUUCCUCCGCCGCGCUCUUGAAGAGGAUAUUGCUGAGGAUGGUGAGGACGAGGGCGAGGACGAGGACGAGAAGCCCGAGGUCAAGCCUUUGGAUGAGGCUGGUCGCAAGGUCCGCACGGCUGUUCUCGAUGCGAUUCUUCAGGUGAUCCGCCUCCGCGCGGAUGCGUUUGGGGUCUCGGAUCAGACGACUGCUGAGGAGGAUUUGGAGACACUGAAGAAAGCCAACCUCUCGGGGCCGUUGUUCUACGGUAGUGUCUGCGUCCAGGGCGAGAAGCAGAUUAUUCAGAACGGCCUCAAGCUGUAUGGCAAGUUCCGUGCCGAGCUGUAG
Gamsiella multidivaricata is the source of this 1883-nucleotide messenger RNA. RefSeq lists its product as uncharacterized. Gene Ontology annotation, cellular component: nucleus. The record is from RefSeq and is a predicted model, not a curated record. Gene Ontology annotation, molecular function: protein-lysine N-methyltransferase activity; protein binding. The transcript is spliced from 4 exons. Lineage: Eukaryota; Fungi; Mortierellomycota; Mortierellomycetes; Mortierellales; Mortierellaceae. Gene Ontology annotation, biological process: peptidyl-lysine monomethylation. Bases 123 to 1883 code for a protein of 586 amino acids.